Messenger RNA from Mercenaria mercenaria, 528 nucleotides. RefSeq names its product myb-like protein X. Bases 1 to 528 code for a protein of 175 amino acids. The record is from RefSeq and is a predicted model, not a curated record. The transcript has a single exon. Lineage: Eukaryota; Metazoa; Mollusca; Bivalvia; Venerida; Veneridae.
AUGGAUAAGGACAAAGAGAAAAAUGUAAUAAAUACAACGGACGUAGGUAAGAAUUGCACAGUAAGCUUAAAAUACCUAAACACAUUGUCUGAUGGUCUAACAUACAGAUUAUCAGAGAAAACCUCACAAGUCAAAAAUAAAAUGAAAGAUAAUGACUCAAAUGAUAACGCAAACAAGUCUAACAGCAAAGAAGAACAUAAAAAUGAAAAUGCAGAACAAAGUGAGAAACAAAACGAUCAUAAUCAGGACAAUGUGUCAGAUCUUGAACAACAGAGAAGUCAGGUAAUUCAAGAGGAACCUUUGAAUUUAUCGGUUAAAGGUCACAAAGAAGGAGAUGUUUUAGAUCAAGGUGAAAAAGAAAGUGACAAAGAUGAAUGUGACAAUGACAUAAACAGAAACAAAAAGAACGAAGAAGUAUUAGAAGUAAAUAAUGUUACAAAUACACAGGACAGUGGUACUGCGACACCACUUCUAGAUGAAAGAACCAGUGAAAUGACUAUGUUGGGAGAAUUAGACAUAGUAAGUUAA